CAUCAAGGAAAUCAACAUACUCUCUCUGAAUAUCAAUCAAGCGCUGAUCAAUAUCUGUUGCCAUGAUUUCUCUGUCUUUCUGUCUCUUUCCCUCCCUGCUUUGUUGACAAUGUGCUUAUUUCGCGCCGUUUUCAAUCACGUGACUUUCAUUGACGGACGUUCUCGGAGUUCUUCAAAGAAGGGCGAGAGAUUUCAAGAUGGCUGCGCCCAUGUAGCUGAAAUGAAAAUAUUGACGUUUUUCCGCUAAAAAUGCACAUUUUCUGAAUUUUUGUAUUAUUGUUUCUACUCCUAUGCUUAGAAAUGUCUGUUUCCAGACCAAUCAAAGUAUACCUCCAAAAUGACAAACCACUGGUGUGGAGUUCUAAAGAUGCUGUGGAAUUGAGAGAGGAGUGGAGGAUAGUGGGAUGUCUCAUUGGAUGCUUGCCAAGAUUACCACGUCAAAACAAUCACCUUGGCCUGCCACUUCAGCUCUCCAAAGAAGAAGUCACUCUUAUGCUUGAAAAAGGUGCUAUAAUCCUCAUGGAUGGCAACAGUGGCUUGAGGGAACCCAGUGCUAAGGAGAAAGAGGAAUUUGAUAAAUACAGAGAGCAGAGCUACCAAAAUCAG
Messenger RNA from Saccostrea cuccullata (small rock oyster), 606 nucleotides. Its product is annotated as tRNA-splicing endonuclease subunit Sen34-like. The record is from RefSeq and is a predicted model, not a curated record. Gene Ontology annotation, molecular function: tRNA-intron lyase activity. The annotation marks the transcript as partial. NCBI's taxonomy places the organism in Eukaryota, Metazoa, Mollusca, Bivalvia, Ostreida, Ostreidae. Gene Ontology annotation, biological process: tRNA-type intron splice site recognition and cleavage. The transcript is spliced from 3 exons.